CCUAAAAGCCUCAUGCUCAAGGGAGCCAUUAUGGGCACAAGUCCUUAAAUAAAGAGUCAGUUUGUCUUGACACAUGUCCUCUCGUAGGACUGUUUUCUUUUAAAGGUGCUUAAAAAACUUUCUAACCCUGAUCACCUAUAAAAGAAAAUGGGUCCAACCUUGGAAUUUUGGAGUUUCAAAAUUUACCCACUAACAUGCCUUCAUAGAUCCAGUUCCAUGUGAAAGGGGGGUGAAAAUCUUUGGUUUCAAGGAAUUUACUCCUACUCGAUUGGAGAAGAACAGGCUUCGAUGUGGAAGUAAAGAUCUGGUGUCGAGCACUAUAUAUUUUUUAAAAUAGAAUUUGUACUCUUGUGGAUUUUCUUCUCAUAAUCUCAUGCAAAUUUCUAAACAAAGGUCACUUGGUGGGAAUGAAUGCAACAUGACAAAGUACAGACAGAGCGCCAGCCUUGGGCCUAAAGUUGGGCUCCAGAUUCUAGAAAAAGAAGAUUGAACGCCCAUAUGUGUAAACAUGAUUCCCAAAAUUUCUUUACCAUUUUUCGUAUAGCUACAGAACAACCUUUCCUCGAUGGGAUUGUGUGGACAGAGAGUUGGGUUUCUCACGUUUGACCUAUUUUAAUCGUAUUUGGCCACUACCGAAAUUAGCAUGUUGCUUGUGAAAUAGCGGGAUCUUGUUUUUUAGUUGUUUCAUUGUCCUUUGCCUCAGAUCCGCUGAUCAAAUUCCCUUCACAUUUAUAUGCAUCUUUUAACUCCAAAGCCGAUUCACCUGUUCCGCAUAUGGACAGCAGGGUUGGACUUCAACGGCAGUUCGAUCUGGGAGGCAAAGACAGACUUGGAUAGGGUGAGUUUAAAUUAUUUGGCCUGUUGGUAGCAAUGUAUUAGGUGAGGAGAAGGAUUUAGCAUUUAUCCGAUAAUCUGCUGUAUAGUUUGUGAUAGUUAAAUACAGUCCGAGAAAUAAUGAUUUUUAAGUCCAAGAUUAAGUGGGCAGCCCUUGUUGGUCUGUUAUUAUCUCUGGCUUCUCUGGUCACACAUCUUUUGUUAGCGAGGUCCUCCACCACAGAUCUUGUUCAGUACAAAACAGGCAUCUUGACAAUUUUUAACUGGCGCCCUGUGGUCGAGAACGAGGAGUUUGUUCCCAGGGCAAAAAAUCAGACUUCCCAUUAUAGGAAGCUAUGGGGCCCCGUGAAAUCGCUUCAAUCUUUGCAGCCCUUUGCGAAUCCCAGAAGCAACAAUUAUCCAGCUGCAAGCUGGCACAACAAUGGGUUUAUAUUUGUGAAGCUUCAAGGAGGCUUCCAAGAGAUCAGAACUUCGAUCUGCGAUGUGGUAGCUGUAGCCAGGCUCCUGAAUGCCACCUUGGUCAUUCCAGAACUUCAAGAGACAACAAGUACAAAGAGAAUCAGCUUGAAAUUCAAGAGUUUUGGAUACCUCUACAAUGAGGAGCAGUUCAUUGCAGCACUCAUAAAUGAUGUACUAAUUGUGAAAAGUCUUCCAAAAAGGUUUAAGACUGCGAGGAAGAACAAUGAGCUACCGGUUUUCUCACCUGCAUAUUCAGCUUCCACGGACUUUUACCUUCGAGAAGUUUUACCUAGUCUUAAAAAGACAAAGGCAGUUGGGCUACUGAUAUCUGGAGGUGGCUGUUUGCAGCCCAUUCUACCCCCAAAGCUGGCAGAAUACCAGAGGCUUAGAUGCAGAGUAGCAUUCCAUGCACUUCGCUUUCGCCAAGAGAUUUGGGAACUUGGUACUAGAAUUGUAAAAAGAUUGCAAGCUUCUGGACGGCCUUAUCUGAUCUUUCAUCCUGGCUUGGUGAAAGAUGCACUAGCUUAUCAUGGUUGUGCAGAACUUUUUCAGGAUGUGCAUACUGAAAUGAUACAACAUAGAAGAUUGUGGAUGAUCAAGCAUGGCAUUAUCCAAGGAGAUCUUAGUGUUGACUCAGAAGUACAGCGUCACAAUGGUUCAUGUCCCCUUAUGCCUGAAGAGGUUGGUAUUCUUCUCCGAGCUUUGGGUUAUCCUCCUGACACGAUAAUAUACGUAUCAGGUGGAGAAGUAUUUGGUGGGCAACGAGUACUGAUUCCACUUCGUGCAAUGUUCAAUAAUCUUGUGGAUAGAACAUCUCUCUGCACUGACAAAGAGUUGUCAGUAAUGUAUGGUCCAGAGGAGCCACUGAUUUUGCCAUCUCCACCACCCCCACAUUCAGAUAAUGAGAAACUUAGGCUUGCAACUUGGCAAAAUGCUGGACCUCGUCCUAGGCCUCUUGCUCCACCUGCUGCCAGGCCAAAAUAUCCGCACGAGAUAGAGGGUUGGUGGGGUUGGGUGGCUGAGGCUGACAAAGAACCAGAGCCUACUCCUUUAGACUUUAGAAUGCGAGCUCAUAAACUUCUUUGGGAAGCUCUUGAUUACAUCGUCAGUGUGGAAGCAGAUGCAUUCUUUCCUGGAUUUAAUCGUGAUGGUAAUGGCCGUCCAGAUUUCGCAAGCUUGGUUAUGGGGCAUCGCAUUUAUGAGUCAGCUUCUCUCAAAACCUACCGUCCUGACAGAAAAGUCAUUGUUAAGCUUUUCGAUGACAUUCGUGAUCACCUUUACAAACCAAACCAUACUUGGUUAGUUUCUGUUCGGGAACAUCUAAAUAACAGCACCCAUGAAAGCGGCCUUAUACAAAUGUCUCUCAAUGCAAAACCGCUCUCCUUUCUUUCUCAUCCUCUGCCUGAGUGUGCCUGUCGAACAUCUAAAAUAGAUGAAAUUUCAGCUUUCAAUUUGAGUUAUAUAAAAGACUCUCUGGGACGGUUAUUGUAUGGAGGUGAGGACCUUUGUCCUGAAUGGAUGAACCGUGGGAUCAUGUCUUCAGGAGAGAAAGAAAAGGAUGAAGAUGAUGAUUCUGAAGAUACUGAGGUAAAUUCAGGCCAGGUUAAGGAUAAUAUUAACGGAAAUAGUUCAGAAGAAACUGGUGGUAAAUCAGAAGAUAAUCAACCGAUGGUACAGGAUGAAGAAAUGGAUGUAGAUGAUUAAGAAGCAGGAUAAGAUUUAUGGUUGAAGCUGCACAAUUUGUUUUUACAAAAUAGGAAUGAAAAUGGAUUCUCAGGCUAGUACAUUCUGCUGCUUGUCACUGCUUGAUCAGAUGGUUACAGAUCAAUAUGAUUUAUUUCCAACCAGGAUUAUCUUUUAUCCUGUUGUAUAUCCGGAUGUCAGAAUCCUUGAUAUUCCUCAUUUCAGUUAAUAUGAAUGCAGAAAGGUCUGUCUAAGCAGAUCCCGUUGACAGCAAUUUCAGGAUUUACGGGUUGUAUGCCAUGAAGAUCAUGAUGUACAUAAGUUCUUAUUAUCAUAGUUCAGCUGUGGAAGCUGCUUUUUUGUUGCAGAUGCAAAUUUCAAAAGUUAAACAGCCUAAAUGCUGGAAUGCCUUCAGCACUAAAAGGCUUUUUUGACUUAAGCUAGGUCACUGAUUCAGUUAUUCUAUGGAGCAUGGCUACAAUUUUUGAUACUGGGUGCUCCAAUGUUGUCAAUGUGCACAAAGAGUGCAUUGAAGACAUAACUGUGGUCAUAAUUUAAGGUGUCCAUUCUUCGAAGAGAACCUUGAUUUUGAAUAUUUGUGUUGAGAAGAAAAAGCUGUGCAAUUAUAUGGUAUGAAAUUUUGCUGUUCAAUCCAUGUAUGGAGGAUAAUAUUUAGUCGAUUGAGAUUACAAGCAGCCUUACAAAAAGUGAAAGGCAAUUCUUAUUGUUA
This is a messenger RNA of Cryptomeria japonica (Japanese cedar), 3706 nucleotides long. RefSeq names its product protein EMBRYO SAC DEVELOPMENT ARREST 30. Gene Ontology annotation, cellular component: Golgi apparatus; cytoplasm. The record is from RefSeq and is a predicted model, not a curated record. Lineage: Eukaryota; Viridiplantae; Streptophyta; Pinopsida; Cupressales; Cupressaceae. Bases 955 to 2997 code for a protein of 680 amino acids. The transcript is spliced from 10 exons.